UUCAGCGUGCUUUCCCCAUGCAAUCGCAACGCUGCCUUGUGACUAAGACGGCCAAUUAACUCAACCACCUCCGGGAUAAGACAUAUCGCCCAUCUGAAUCGCACCAAGAACACCAACAUCAUGUCUUCACAACUAGUAUCACUGCCCGAAGUCGAGCGCCUCAGCCCAGCAUGCAUCCGCAUUCUGGGAGGCAACCCGGGAAAGUUUACGCUGCAAGGCACCAAUACAUAUCUCGUCGGCACAGGCAGCCGCCGUAUACUCAUCGAUACAGGCGAGGGCAAACCCUCGUGGAUCGCAGCUGUCAAGAAGAUUCUGGAAGAGGAGGAGGCAGCGGUUGAGAAACUCUUGAUCACCCACUGGCACCAUGAUCACACAGGCGGCAUCCAACAGCUGCUAGAGCUAUCCCCAAGCUCCGAGGUCUUCAAGAACCAGCCCGAGGAAGGCCAGUCAGACAUCUCGGACGGCCAAAAGUUUUCCGUCGACGGGGCCAGCCUUACCGCUGUCUUCACCCCAGGGCAUACAGUCGACCACAUGGCCUUUGUCUUGGAGGAGGAGGACGCCAUGUUCACGGCGGAUAACGUCUUGGGCCAGGGCACCGCCGUAUUCGAGGACUUGAUCGUCUACCUCAACAGCCUCGAGAGAAUGCAGCGCCUGUUCAAGGGGAGGGCGUAUCCAGGUCACGGGCCCUUGAUUGACAACGGCCCGUCCAAAAUUCAAGAGUACAUCAACCACAGGAAGGCCCGAGAGGAGCAGGUCAUUCGUACGCUGAAGACGGCGAGGCAAGGCUCUGAUAUCGAGGGCGACCCUUAUGCCUGGACACUCAUGGAGAUUGUCAAGGUCAUCUAUGCCGACGUUCCUGAGGAGCUGCAUAUCCCGGCGAGCGGUGGGAUCAUACAAAUCUUGGAAAAGCUCGAAAAGGAAAACAAGGUUGUCCAGAGCGGCGAGAGAUGGAAGUUGAAAGAUCGAUCGGCGUUGUAGUCCGUCGUAGAUGAAAAACGGCGGGGUCCAGCGGACCUUGGCCGGAGCUUCGGAUCCGAAGACGGUAGAUUGACGCCGUGAUUCAGCAUGCUACCGUGUAAGGUAGGGCAGUAAGGAAGUGGAGAUGCACCGCACGAUUCUGAGGGCUGGACAUAUCAUAGAAGCCAGACGAAUCCGCUCUAGGCCGGAGUGUUUUGAGCGUACAAUACGAUACAAUAGCUUUCUGUCAACUCAGUCAGGGCCAGAAGCUUGGGGGCGGUGACUCAAAAAAAAAAAAGUCUGCGUAAGCUGGGCCCAGUGCAUCGCGAUGGCUCUGCGGCGAGCUUACACAGGGCAACAAAAGCGCCGGAAGGUUCGGACAAGUCGAGCCUCGUGACGGGGCGGGAUAUACGAUGAUAGUGGGGCGCCACCUGGAAGGCUAGAACAGCGUCUGCGGUCUGCAU
Molecule: messenger RNA, 1421 nt
Organism: Colletotrichum godetiae
Lineage: Eukaryota; Fungi; Ascomycota; Sordariomycetes; Glomerellales; Glomerellaceae
Product: metallo-beta-lactamase superfamily protein
Exons: 1
Coding region: 121-978 (285 amino acids)
Biological process (GO): secondary metabolite biosynthetic process
Source: RefSeq, a predicted model, not a curated record